Sebastes umbrosus (honeycomb rockfish) is the source of this 3558-nucleotide messenger RNA. RefSeq names its product protein phosphatase, Mg2+/Mn2+ dependent, 1Lb (gene ppm1lb). Gene Ontology annotation, biological process: protein dephosphorylation. Gene Ontology annotation, molecular function: cation binding; protein serine/threonine phosphatase activity. The transcript is spliced from 4 exons. The record is from RefSeq and is a predicted model, not a curated record. Bases 502 to 1620 code for a protein of 372 amino acids. NCBI's taxonomy places the organism in Eukaryota, Metazoa, Chordata, Actinopteri, Perciformes, Sebastidae.
CGGUUGAGUUAGUCAGUGAGCAGCAGAGAGUCGCAGCCAGUCAGUGUGGCAGCUGGGAAUGUUUCAACCAACACCAGGACCGCUAUUUUCAGGACUGGGAACCGUAGCGGGGCUGUCCAGAAAGAAGACUCUCUACCCUCUCCUUUAGCCAGCACACUGGCGUGAUUUGAAGUCCCAAAAACGGUGCAACUUGCGGUGUUUUCUGUCUUAUUGCCGGGCACCGCAUCAGCUUUUUGGUGGUGCGGAGCUGCAUGCUAGAGAGAGAGGAGGAGAAACCAGCCGGAGCAUCGUGUUUAUAUCCUCCUCUGCUGCUCUGCUAACACCUCACCUCCUGCCUGGUUAAGCACCCCUCGUUUUGUCAGUAUUAUCUGGUGAAACGCUCGGUUAAAUGUGUCUGUUUCACCGCUACCAGACGCCUCACAUCAACGACGAUGGAGUGACGAGAGGUCGAGCGACUCCACAACCUGCCCAGAGCUCGUGCAUGUAAACACAUACUAAUAAAUGAUAGAGGAUACCAUGACCCUUCUGUCUCUGCUAGGUCGGAUCAUGCGUUAUUUCCUGCUCAGACCGGAGACCUUGUUCCUGCUGUGCAUCAGCCUGGCUCUGUGGAGUUACUUCUUCCACACGGACGAGGUGAAGACCAUCGUGAAGUCGAGCCGCGACGCCGUGAAGAUGGUGAAGGGGAAAGUGGCGGAGAUGAUGCAGAACGAGCGCUUCGGGGGGCUGGAUGUCCUGGACGCGGAGUUCUCCAAGACCUGGGAGUUCAAGAGCCACAACGUGGCCGUGUACUCCAUCCAGGGCCGGAGAGACCACAUGGAGGACCGGUUCGAGGUGCUCUCCGACGUCGUCAACAAGAGCCACCCGUCGAUAUUUGGGAUUUUUGAUGGGCAUGGAGGAGAGGCUGCUGCUGACUUUGCCAAGGCCCACCUGCCUGAGGCGCUCCGCCAGCAGCUACUGGCCUACGAACGGGAUAGAGAGCGAGACAGAGAAAAAGACAAAGAGAAAGACGAAAAAAAGGAGAGGGGCGGCCCGUCCUAUUCUUCCAUCCUGGAAAAGCAGAUCCUGACGUUAGACAGAGAGAUGCUGGACAAGCUCUCUGCCACCUACAAUGAAGCAGGUACUACGUGUCUGGUGGCCCUGCUGUCUGAUAAGGAGUUGACGGUGGCCAACGUCGGAGACUCACGUGGAGUUCUUUGCGAUAAAGACGGCAACGCCAUUCCCCUGUCGCACGACCACAAACCUUACCAGCUCAAAGAACGCAAGAGGAUCAAGAAGGCCGGCGGGUUCAUCAGCUUCAACGGCUCGUGGCGCGUCCAGGGCAUCCUGGCCAUGUCCCGUUCUUUGGGCGAUUACCCCCUGAAGAACCUCAACGUGGUCAUUCCCGAUCCUGACAUCAUGUCGUUCGACCUGAACAAGCUGCAGCCGGAGUUCAUGAUCCUGGCGUCGGACGGCCUGUGGGACACCUUCAGCAACGAGGAGGCGGUUCGCUUCAUCAGGGAACGACUGGGCGAGCCUCAUUUCGGCGCCAAGAGCAUAGUCCUCCAGUCCUUCUACCGCGGUUGCCCUGACAACAUCACCGUCAUGGUGGUCAAGUUCAAAGGCAAGGCCAGCGAGCAGUAGACCAGACACCUAGUAUCUAUAUUAUGUUUGAAUAAAAGUAAGAAUAAAAUAGGUUUAAGAUGAAAGAUUUAAAAACUGAGCCCCGACUUUUUGAGCGAGAACUUUCUAUUACAGAUAUUUACAUAAGUUAGCAUUUCAGUGCAUCAAAUCACGCCACGUCCCCCCUCCUUUACUUUUACUGCUGAAAAAGUGACACUUGUGAGAAAACGUCUUUCAUUUAGGCUUAGCCAUAUCGUGCAGACACCGUAAUGCAAGCUGGGUCACCGUUAUGCAAAUAAACAGAUUUAGCUUUGUGAAGCUGUGGGUAUACGCCCAUGAGUCUGCACACGUUCGUAUGUAUGUAUGUAUGUGUGUGUGUGUGAGUGUGAGAGGAGAAACAGUGAUAGAUGUCAGUUACCAAUUCAUUGUCUAGUCAAUAAUGAGAAAUUUAAAGUAUACAAGCAAGCAUGGAGUUUCACUUCCACGUCAUUUCUUUUUAAGGUGAUGUCUUUCACUCAGUGUCUACGUGACGUGUAUUUUUUUAUUUUCCUGACUCUGACGUCUACCGAGUGACUGCACUGAAAAGGUUAUUUUUUUUUCCUGGAUCAAAUACACAUCACUGGUGCAAAUAUGAAUUUAUUCCCUUUAUACGUGAACAACACAAUAUGCAUAUGUUUGUUCAAAUAUCACCAUUCAUAAUGUACAGCAAUAUAACCAAUUACAAUGGUCAUAUCACACUUGCUGAACGUGAGGAUGAAGUUGCCCGGUUUUAUAAGUUUAGAUGUUGAAUGUCUUAGUCAUCUGUCAACUGAUUGCUGUUAGUUUCUGUGCUGAUGAAGUCUCAUUUCUGUUUUGAUCGUUGAUAACUUUAAAGAUUUUUUUUCAAACUGAGACUCUAGUUUGAUCCCAAAUCUUAUCAGAAUCCAUGUAACUACUGAUAAUGUAAUAACUGUUGGAUAAUGCAGCGUAGGUGGUCAAACCAAAUCUCAUUUUAAAUGGGUUUAAAAUGUAAUACUUUUAACAUUUUAGAGCAAUACUUUGUGGUGAUAAUGUUGUAACAUCUCAUUGUGAUUCUUAACUGCUGAUUAUUAAUUCACAAGGUCUGUCACAUGUCAUCUGAUAAUAUAAUAACGUUGACUGUUAAUUUAAUCUUGUAAGAAGAAGGUAAUUGAGUUAUCACAUAAAAUAAUUGAAAUGAUAAUUGGCAGUUAUACUUUUAUUGUUAUUUAGGAAUUUAGAUGACCGUGUAAGAUUUACAACCCUUUUAAUAUUUUACAUAUUGACAUGCUGCUUUUCCUUUAUCUGACUUUUCUUACAUUAUCAUUUAAACUAAAAUCGACAUGAUAUAAAUGUACUGAAAUUGACAACUCACUGUUACAAUGUCAUCUGUUAAUGUCAUCUUCAUCUUGACACAGAUCACAUUUCCCUGAACUGUAAACUCAAAAUGUAACAAGCCUUUGAAUGAAACACAUUAUUGUUGCCUUAUUUUUUUAACCGUUAAUUUCCUGUUAUGAAGUCUGCUGCCAAAACUACUUCUCGGUUUUUAAUGUAAUGCAGUCGAUCAUGCCAUGCACACUGCACGACCUCGGUGUCAUACCUUGUUAGCUCCCGUGUAGAAUAGCAUCGUUGAGAGAAAAUGUCUCCAAGAGACAUGAAAUUGUAAGAUGAAUGUACAUACUGUCCUCAUGUUAGUAUCACCCCUCCACUGUUUAUACUGCAACGAAGAAAGCAAUGCGCCUGUUCCUGGAUUGUUUAACUUCAGAGAUACUAUAUAUCAGAUAAAACUGUCUGUUUGUGCUUUUUCAGUUCACAUUCUCCCUUGAUAAUGUACCUUACAGAGUGUUUAUGUGGCAUUUGUACUUGUUUUUGUUGACUUUAAUAAACUGUAAAAAAAUGAAAUAAUUCUGAAAUUUUAAAAUGUAAAUCAGAAAGGUAACAUUAAAAUGAUAUAUGAUCAUU